Molecule: messenger RNA, 2377 nt
Organism: Cydia amplana
Lineage: Eukaryota; Metazoa; Arthropoda; Insecta; Lepidoptera; Tortricidae
Product: unextended protein-like
Exons: 13
Coding region: 236-2329 (697 amino acids)
Biological process (GO): transport; magnesium ion homeostasis; intracellular manganese ion homeostasis
Cellular component (GO): plasma membrane; cytoplasm
Molecular function (GO): transmembrane transporter activity
Source: RefSeq, a predicted model, not a curated record
AUAAAACAUUUUCUUACAGGUAUCAGAACCCAGCAAUGAACUCAACUCUGAAUGGGGAGAAUUCCAGGACACAGAAAACGAGACCCUUUCAAGACCUAGACGUGAUACAGAAAACUCAACAGUCAACCCAUCAGACACUAGCCUCGGCCCUAAAAACGCAAACGUGAUAAACAAUAUCAAACUAGUAGGUUUUAGAAUUGAAGAGUCUGAGAAGGAACCUAAGAUUGUGGAUGAGAUGAUACCUAGUGUGUUAAGAAAUACUAACUUUCAAUUGAGGCUGUUUGGAGAGAAUUUUGUUAAGGGUAUGGAAAUUGCGUUUACACAUACUAAGUCUGCGUACGGUGAUGAGUGUGUGCACUUAUUGGAUGAGACUUAUAAGGUAGAAGUGGAUACCGAAGAAAACGCCUUCAUAUCCCUGAAAGCGCCUUACCCCGCAGACACGCCCGAAGGCCACAAAUUCUACUUCUGUGUUAGAGACUCCCCCUCACGCCCUUUUAAGCACCAAGGCAGUGACACUUGGAAGAUACUUGGCACCCACCACAAAUUGCUACCUCUCUGGGUUUCUAUCAUCUUGAUCAUUAUCCUACUAUUACUAGCUUCACUGUUCUCAGGCUUGAACUUAGGUCUGAUGGCUUUAGAUAGAACGGAACUAAAAAUCAUAGCGAAUACGGGUACAGAGAAGGAAAGGAAAUACGCAAGAGCGAUCAUGCCUGUCAGAGCGCAUGGAAACUAUCUCCUCUGCACGAUUUUGCUGAGUAACGUUGCUGUUAAUAGCACUUUUACAGUGAUUCUGGAUGACUUGACGUCUGGGUUGGUGGCUGUUAUAGGAUCAACGCUGGCUAUCGUGUUUAUAGCUGAGAUUACGCCGCAAGCUGUUUGCGCUAGGCACGGAUUGUUUGUUGGUGCUAAGAGUAUUUGGAUUAUGAAGAUUGUGAUGGGUAUUUGUGCCCCACUGGCGUGGCCGACGAGUAAGCUCUUAGACUACUUCCUAGGCGAAGAGAUAGGCACACAUUACAACAGGGAAAGGCUAAAGGAGUUAGUCAAGGUGACCAAUCACGUGAAUGACCUGGACAAGGAGGAGGUGAACAUCAUCUCCGGAGCCCUGGACCUGCGGAAGAAGAAGGUUCAGGACGUGAUGACCAAGCUGGAUGACUGUUUCAUGCUGCCCAUCACCAGCGUGCUGGACUUUGAGACCAUGUCCGAGAUUGUCAAGUCUGGCUACUCCCGCAUCCCGGUGUACGAAGGCCACCGCGGCAACAUCGUGACGGUGCUGUUCAUCAAGGACCUGGCCUUCGUGGACCCCGACGACAACACGCCGCUGCGGACCCUCGCGCAGUACUACCAGAACCCCUGCAACUUCGUCUUUGAGGAUGUCACGCUUGAUGUCAUGUUGAAACAAUUUAAAGAAGGUCACAAGGGUCACAUGGCGUUCGUCCAACGCAUCGACCGGUCUGGCGACGGCGACCCGGUCUACCAGACCGUCGGUCUCGUGACGCUUGAAGACGUCAUCGAGGAGAUGAUACAAGCGGAGAUCGUCGAUGAGAGUGACGUCAUCACUGACAAUCGCACCAAGAAGCGUCUAGCGCGCCCGCUGAACCGCUUCCAAGACCUGGCUGCCUUCGCGGGCCAUCAGCCCCACCGCGUCCACGUGUCUCCACAGCUGGUGCUGGCUACCUUCCAGUUCCUCUCCACCAGCGUGGAUCCGUUCCGUCCAGAGAUGAUCUCGGAGACGGUGCUCCGGAGACUGCUGAAGCAGGACGUGGUGAAGCAUAUUAAGCUGCGAGGAGACGAGGAUAGGAACGACCCGAAGGCCUACGUCUUCCAAGAGGGCAGACCGGUGGACUACUUCGUAUUAAUCCUAGAAGGUCGCGUGGAGGUGACUGUGGGACGAGAAAACCUCGUGUUCGAAGCUGGACCCUUCACGUAUUUCGGUAUACAGGCGCUAACGCAGAACAUCGGCGUCGCUGAGCCCCAAUCCCCGUCGGCGCUGGGGUCCCUCCAGAACCUGAACAUGGACAGCAUGUUGCGGCACACUUUCGUUCCCGACUACUCGGUCCGAGCCAUAGCCGAUGUGUACUACCUAACGAUUAAACGUUCGAUGUACCUGGCAGCGAAGCGCGCCACUCUGAUGGAGAAGGGAGCGCUCACGAAGGGCAACACCAACGAACAAAUCGAGCCAGAAGUUGACAAGUUACUUCGUGACGAGGGCAGAACCGAGUCUCUCAGGGAAACGGACGCGCCACCUCAACCUCAGGAGCCCUCGUUGGCUAGCCCCGCGACCUCCAACCAGAAGGAGAACCCAGAAGAGGAAGCUCUACUCAAGAAAUAGACGUCGCGCCGACCUCAAUGUAACAGGCAGAUAUACUAGCUCACAUUU